AUGCGGCGCUACUUCGCCUUCGGCGCAAACCUCUCCCCCGCGGCGCUGACUCUGCGCCUCGGGGCACCGGGCCCGGAGCCCAGUCGCCCAGCUGCGCUGCAGGACUGGGAGCUGCGCUUCGAUGUGCGGGGCUACUGGCCGCAGAUCGAGGGUGCCUUCGCAUCGGCCGCUCCCUGCAAAGGUGCCAGGAUCUACGGCGUGGUUCACAUGCUCAGCGAGGCUAUCGCGAUGACCUGGAGCCAAGUCACGUUCUCCGGGAGCGAACCUUACAUGAGAUGGGGGCACAAAGCCGUCCUCACGACGUCAGGCGCGUGCUUCUUUGGUGGCUAUGGUGACGGCUAUGGCUAUGAUGGUGGCCUUUUCCCGAUAGACUCUUGGUGCUUCGACUUGUCAACAAGAUCUUGGGACGAGAAGAUGACUUAUGGCUAUGGGCCGAUGGCUGAUGGGCCCGCCGGGCGUCGUCAACAUAGCGCUGCAACGAGCGGAGAGAGUAUGUGGAUAUUUGGUGGUGAGGGCGAUGAUGGCCAAAUGAGCGAUGAAUUGUGGGAGCUCAAUCCGCAAGAGCCUUCCUGGACACUGCCUACUGUUUCGGCGGCUAAGCCACCGGGACGACGCGGACACACUGCGGUGAUGACUUCCGGGACAUUGUACGUGUUCGGAGGAUACAACAGCGGCAACCUGAACGACCUCUGGUCCAUCAACGUCUUGGCAGGGAAUCCCGAGUGGGUGCAGAUGUCUAGUGUGAGCACUUCACCUUCCGCACGAGCAGACCACAGCGCAGUUUUGAUGAGCACUGUCAUGUGGAUUUUCGGUGGAUCUGCUGGCGAUGGGGCAAUGAACGACGUGUGGUUCGUCGAGCUGACACAGGACCCCGUUUCGUGGAUGGAAGUCUCUACGAGUGGAACAAGUGUCCGCCGAACCGGGCACAGUGCUCAUCUUCACUCCGGGAAGAUGUGGGUCUUCGGUGGCCACGAUGGCACAGGUCUUUCGAGCGCUCUGACGUACCUCGACCUGGAUCAGAGCGGCUCCUACAGGUGGGAAGAGAGCGCACCCUUGAGUGGAACCAGGCCCCCGGCCCGGUGGUUUCAUGCAGCUGUUCUCGACCAAGGCGAGUUGUGGGUGUUUGGUGGGGAUGCACAUCUUGAGACCGACUUUUACCUUGAUGUGUGGUACAUUGAUCUUGAGGAGGCGACAACGACGCUGACGAGCACGACCAUCGUCUCCACAACGAUCAGCAGCAGUAGCUCGUCCAGCGCCGGCACCUACAAUCAGCUCAUCGAGCGCCAGAGCUACCAGCGCCACGACGAGUACCAGCAGGACGGCAACCAAAACCCGCACCACUGCAACGAGCAGCUCCACUUUAUCGGACAGUACGUCUUCUACGACCAGCACAGGGAGGCCAACCAGGCCGUCGAGCGGGUGGAUACCGUAGAAGCAGCAGAAGUGGUUCAAUUCGCUGCCACAUUGAGUUUCAAUAGCAGCCAAGGUGUGUUGGGUGAAGUGUCAGCAGAUUUGGCCACAGGGCGGCUGAGGAUGGUCGCCUUCUCUCCAGAUGCUUUAGACGGCAACGUGAUCGUCACCGCCACCGCCUCCUCAGGCUCCGAGUCCUCUGAGGUCGCAGUGGCGCGCUUGGAGGUCUCCCCGCAGGUGCUUGCUGCAGUUGCCACGGAAAAUGGGUUGUUCGGGCCAGUUCUCCUGAGUAUCACCACCGUCGCCGACCAGAUCGCAAGGAAGUUCCAGGACCGACGUGUGGAAGGCGAAAUUAUGUCUGUGCUUGGCUCCGGGGUGGUGAGCCUGAACUUCCGCGCACUCGACGGGAGUACACUGAAAGCGGACAACUUGACAUCGCCGCUACGCAUUGUGAUCCAGACGGACGAGAAGACUGCCAGCUGUGCCUUCUGGAGUGAAGACGAAAGCCGUUGGUCUUCCGAUGGGAUCACAACUUUGCCGGACAUGGUGCCGGGCCAAAUCACUUGCCUCACCACCCACCUGUCACUCUUCGGCGCUGUGGGCCAAGUCAGUUGGGACAAUGCCUUCCUGGUCCUAAAAUGCAGCACUGCUUGGGAGCACUUUAGUGCACAGGGCUUCCAGGAAGCACUUAGGCAAGUUUCCGGGGCUCAUUGGCAAUCCACGCUCCCGGCCAUCUCCGUCUUCACCUUCCUCGCCCUCUUCUGCGCGGUUUUCGCCCGAGCUAGUUACGUUGACUGCAAGAAGCUGGUGCCCUGGGAGGAAAUUGAGCCCGUGCUCUUCAAGCAGACCCAAGCUGCUCAAGAUUCACACGCGGAGGUCCCUACCGUAUGGGCCUGGCGGCGAGUGGCCGAGGCAACCCAAUGGACCUGUUGGUGCGCAGGCAUGUGCACCGGGAUCUCAGGCAUUGUGGCGCUGAUCUUGGAAUGCAAAGCUCCAGAGGCCAGCGUGAAUCGGUGCAUCAGGUCUCUCCAUGCUCACCGCAGUGGUGUGGCUAGAGACAGUCUGGCGAUCGUCGUGAAGCCGGAUGAGAGGUUCGAGCUGGAGGAAGAGCUCGUAUCCAAGCAAGUCAGCCGCUCAGCAAGAAGCAGCCGCUUAUCCAGCCUCGUGCAUGCCCUCGCUCUCGGCAACAUGAACGGCUUCAACCUUGCUCUCCGAGACUUAAGUGCACGAUGGAACGUCCACAUCCAUGGAGCCACUGCUGUGCAGUCCAUUCUGAACAGCCGGUGGUUCGUCCGUGUUUGCCUCCUGGUUCCCGCCUUCCAUCCAUGGCUCGCAGUGCUGCGGCUCAGCUUGCUGACUUCCUACAAGGUGCGCGUCUCCCUGAUCUUCCUGAAACUGUGUGCGGCCGGUGCCACCAAUGCCAUGUUCUUCAGCAGUACAUCGCCUGCCCCAAACUCGGAUCCAGCCUGUUUGCCCCCACAGAACAUGCUGGCAUGGCUCGUGCAGAACACCGUUGUGGGAAUGAUUUCUGCCAUCCUCGGCGACUGCGCGAUCUUUGCUCUUUUCUGGCUUCAAAACCGCAAGCCCGUAGAGAAGGACUGGACAACAGCUGCGAAGGCCCGGCAACUGAACAUCUGGAGUUGUCGAGCCGGGCUGUUUUGGUUCCUGUGGCUUGUCUACUCAACAUCGUGCCUGCUCUACAUCAUGAUGUUCUUGGCAACAUCGCGCCUGGCAGAUGCGCACGGCUGGUACUUAGCCACAGGCAUGAGCCUGCUGCAGGAUUUGGUGGCUCUGCCGCUCUUCGUGGCCCUUGUCCUUGGUACCAUGGCUUCCUUGGCCUUGCUGAGCAGCGGGGUUCGAGCGAGGACGGCGGCCAGGUGGCUUAAAGGAGAGGCUGAGCAGACCGAGCUGGAGGAGGCUCUUAGCCGUCCUGACUCGGAGUGCUCCUCCGCGAGGAUGGAGAUUGAAGGUUCUCAUUGUCAUGGUCGCAAUCUCAUCGAGCAUGCCUGGAUGGGAAUCCUUCCUGGCACCCUGUUGGAUGCCGGCGAAUUGAGCAGCGGGAAUUUUGUUGCCAGGCUCCGGUACUUGCUGCAGGAUGCCCAAGCUUUUGCUGCGGAAAUUCACGUGGUUCUGCCGAAGGAUGCAGAGACCCGGGAGGGUGUUCAAGAGGGCCAGAACCAGCGGGUGGAGGGCGGCCGCGUCACAGACCUCGACGGCCAAGAAAUUUCAGGAGAGGGCUGCAGCUUCUACACCUGCGGGCCGUCAAUGCGCCUUGCCGAGGGCUCUGAAGCGAGACCCAGCGCACGCUACCUUGAGAUGCUCGAGACUGCUGCGCUUGAAGCCGGGCUACCCGGUACCUGGGCCGAGUCCUUCCGAGAUCGUCGGUGUCAACUGCCUCGCGGUCCGUCGCUGCGGCGCGAGGCGCUACUUGCUGGUCUUCCCCCAGGAGCCCCUGCAAUCUCCUUUGCCUCAAGCAUCGCGGGGGACCAGGCGCUGACAUCUCUGUGCGGCCUCGUCUUUGCAUGCAAAGACGCACCGGAGGCCGUCUUUCCUGCGCUAUCGAUGCAGGAGAUGGCGCUGGCAGUUCUUCGCCGUGGAGUGCGGCCCUGGCGUGGCGAAAAGAUGCCUGACACACUGGAAGAGGCUGGGGUCCCCGCCCGGUUCUAUGCACACAUCCACACAUCUACACAUGACAUGUGA
Molecule: messenger RNA, 4110 nt
Organism: Symbiodinium sp. CCMP2456
Lineage: Eukaryota; Dinophyceae; Suessiales; Symbiodiniaceae
Source: the annotation of a GenBank genome assembly